Molecule: messenger RNA, 2012 nt
Organism: Melampsora larici-populina 98AG31
Lineage: Eukaryota; Fungi; Basidiomycota; Pucciniomycetes; Pucciniales; Melampsoraceae
Exons: 5
Coding region: 32-1879 (615 amino acids)
Biological process (GO): tRNA pseudouridine synthesis; mRNA pseudouridine synthesis
Cellular component (GO): nucleus
Molecular function (GO): pseudouridine synthase activity; RNA binding
Source: RefSeq, a predicted model, not a curated record
GAAUAUUUAAUUUUUAAAGCGACCAUAUACCAUGUCAGAAGUACCACCAACCGAGCCAAAUCAACUGGCAGGCAAUUCAGCCCCACCAGUAGCUAUCACCCCAUCUGCCCCAGUGCGAUUCAAAUCAGAUAUUGAUAUCAUUCUAGCUCGAAGCACGCAGCCAGGAAGCGAAUCUUUACCCCCCAAUACUUCAGCAUCCAGCGAACCUCAAAAGACUAAAGCAGGUCCAAGCAAAGGAGAGCCAUCUAAUAAAUCUAACAACCAAAAAGGUUCUUCACAUAAACAUUCACGUCAACGUGCCGAUCAUAAACGAAAGAGCGAUUGGCAAGAAGAUGAUCGACAUCAGACCAAAUCCAAUAAAACUCAUGAAACUGGUCAUCCAUCUGGCUCUAAAGAGAAAAGACUACCUAAACGUAAAGUGGCAGUUUUGUUAGGUUAUUAUGGUAAAGGUUAUCAAGGAUCUCAAGUUAAUCCUGGAAUGAAGACUAUUGAAGGUGAAGUCUUCAAAGCGUUUGUAAAGGCAGGAUGUGUCAGUGAAGAUAACUCGGCUCAUCCCAACAAAGUCGGACUCCAAAGGGCUGCAAGAACCGAUGCAAAUGUUCACGCUGGAUGUAAUUUGAUCUGUUUAAAAUUGAUCCUAGAUCCGCCCAGCCUGAAAGAAAGUUCGGAUAUCACUGCGGAAUCAUCUGAAACCAAGACGUGUGGGGAUCCCGAGCACCACUCACUUCCUCUGAUGAAGCACAUCAAUUCAUUUUUGCCUGAAGAGAUUAGACUCUGGGGUUUAGAACGAGUUCAAAAUUCAUUUCAUGCUCGAACAUUAUGUGAUUCAAGAACAUAUGAAUAUUCAUUACCCACCUAUUUAUUUUUACCACCUAAACCAGGUACGGCAUUAUACAAAAGGUUAGAUUCAAUUGAAACAGGACCCUCAGGAAAAAAAUGGUCAGAAGAUUAUGAUCCAGAAGAAUUAGAAGCAUUAUGGUGGAAAGAUUACGAACCAGAACUUGAAAUCGCAUCUACCACCAAUCCAUCAGGCACUUUAUCAAAUUUCAAAUCGAGUGUGAUACACAAAAAAUCGUCUUAUAGAAUUUCAUUACCAAUGUUACAAAGAUUAAAACAAAGCGUUCAAAAGUUCAAAGGCACUCAUAAUUUUCAUAAUUUUACGGUUGGGAAAGAGUUUAAGGAUCGUAGUGCGAUUCGAAUUAUACGUGAGAUGACAGUUUCGGAUCCCUUUGUGGUGGGUGGUGAAUCGGAAGGUGAUCCGGCUACUGAAUGGAUCUCGGUCAAAUUCUAUGGUCAAAGUUUCAUGCUACAUCAGAUCCGGAAAAUGAUUGGGCUUAUCAUUCUACUCUGUCGAACUCGUACACCGUGUACGCUCAUUCCUGAAUUAUAUGGACCAGUGAGAGUGAGAAUACCCAAAGCACCUGGCCUUGGUUUAAUCCUACACCAUCCACAUUUCGACGGAUACAACAAACGAGUUUUAGAAGCUAAUCGGAAUAUUUCAACACAAAAACAAAAAUCGAAUCCUAAUAAAUCAGGAAUAGAAACUAAUGAAGAUCAUGACUUAAUUAGAGAAACUAUAGAUCCUCAAAAAUGGAUAGACGUGAUUGAAAAGUUUAAAAAAGAGAUGUUGUAUAAAAAGAUGUGGGAAGAAGAACAAAAAGAAGAUGGCUUUGGGGUUUGGAUCAAUUAUGUUGAUGUUUGUAAUGUUGGGGAUUUAGAUUUUCUUAAUCCGAAAGGAGUCUUACCACCCACACUGGCUGAAAACAAAAAAGGCGCACUCUCUAUGAGAUUAGAAAAACCUCAAGAUCAUGCUGAAAAGGUAAUGUCAGAUGAUGAAGAUAUUCAUUACCAGGAUGGUGAAGAAAUUGAGGAAGGGUAAAGUUUACUCUGUGGAUGUCAAUCACACUUCAUGUACAAAGGCGAUGGUUGGUUUCUUUGUUUGGUUUUGUUUUGGUAUCUGCAUAAAUUGUGCUAAAAACAUUGCAAGGGUAAUAGAUUUAUUUGUCAGAGUG